Mesorhabditis spiculigera is the source of this 2166-nucleotide messenger RNA. The record is from the annotation of a GenBank genome assembly. NCBI's taxonomy places the organism in Eukaryota, Metazoa, Nematoda, Chromadorea, Rhabditida, Rhabditidae.
AUGCGGCUUAUCCUGCUGCUUUUAGCGGGCUGCUACCUAAGCUCGGCCCAGCUUUUCCACCAAGUCGUCGCCCAGCUCGGUCCGGAAACGGUCAGCUGCUUCCGUAUUCUGAAUGCAACUCAUCAGUUUGGCUGUCAGACCGAACGGGAUGGCAACGUCGGGGCUGUGAUUCGUUUCACCAACCCCGCAGAGACACGACUGAUCAAAGAGUGUUGGAAGGCUCGUUAUCCUGAUUGGGAUGGCGGUUUUGCCGUUCUCAUCGAUGAUAUUCUGCUUCACGAGUAUGUUCACUUCGCCGGAAUGAUCAAACCACGUUCUAGCUCAAAUAUCGCCUUGAUGUUGCAACGGGCCCCUUGCGUGCGCUCGGUUUUGGUCCUUCCGACCGAUCUUCGCGAUCCAUUGUUGGGUGGCCUGAGCCGGAGUGACGACCAACUUUGUCCGAACAGCCAUUCCACUCUGUACGAGCAAUGCGGACAAUGGAAUCGGAAUGGGAUCUACAAGACCGAGGGUCUCGUUUUUACCGAUUGGAACAAGCCAGUGGUUGUGCUGAAGAACAAGACAAACAUCGAUAUGGUCUCCGCCUGUGCCGACGCUGUGAAUAAGGCCAAUGGCACUGCUGGAGACUGGCCGAUCUAUUUCCCGAUUUGCGCUAUCAAUAUCAAGGUCUUUUCUUAUGCUGCUGGAAAUUCUGCGCUGUGUAUGUCCCGAAGCGAGGGGACAACGUUGGAACUGGACAAUCCGGUGACGUUCUGCGAUCCGUUGCAAGACUACAACGUCUUCAUCGAGUUCCCAGCUAGGCAGGCGGCGCAGAGGAAAGUUGCGCCUCGCCAAGGGAAAUACCUCGCCAUUGCCACACGGAUGGAUUCCUUAUCGUUCAUCCCUGAGCAUUCACCGGGUGAAAUGUCGGCCAUCGCCACAAUAAUGACGGUCCUGACGGCUGCAAAAAUAGUGGCCAACGAGCGAACUGCUUUUGAGAAGGCGUCCAACAGCUCGAACCGACACGUCCUGUUCUCGUUUUUGCAUGGGGAGGCCUACGAUUACAUCGGAAGUAGCCGCAUGGUGUACGAUAUGGACCACGACGCGUUCCCCAGCCCAUUCAACGAGAAAUUGAAGGCACAGAAGGAAUUGAUAAAACCCGAGCAGCUCGAGGCGUUCAUCGAUGUUCAACACAUUAUCCACGGAGAAGAUUAUAUACUUCAUGUUGAUGAUGAAGCCUACAAACGGGAAGCUAAACUGACGAACGUUCUGAUCGAGGCGGCCCGAAAGUCGCUGCGCAUGCAGAUGCCAAAAGCGAAUUUGACCGAAAAGAUCUGGGUGCUGCCUCCGUCUUCGGCGUAUUCGUUUGUGCGACGAAAUGCCCCCGGGUUACAGUCGGCCAUGGUCUUUGCCCAAUUUGAUGAGAUGUACCAAUACCCACGAAUCAAUUCGAUGAUGGACAUCAACCACUAUACCUUGGAAAGUCAGCUGACUCUGAAGUUGGCCAUUAGGCAAGGGGCCGAGGCUCUGGCUGCGAUGGCUCGAGAGUAUGUUGGUGUGACGACAGCUGGGAAAAGGCUAGAUGAUAGCUAUGUGAACGAGCUCUACAACUGCUUCAUCGACUCUGACGACUGGUGGUCGUGCCGCCUUUUCCAGGCCGUCCUGGAGCCAGUUGCCAGUCUGAAGCCAGCAAAGCUAUCCAAGACGACAUAUAUCGGCGCCGACGGCCAUUCGAUCAUCAGAAACAUUGUAACUGGGCUGGCUGUCGAGGCAACCGGGCGUCCCGAUGCGACGAGCAAUGUCGCCGACGCCGAGCAGUGCGACCAGCUUAACCAUCAACAAAACCUGUACCGUUACACCUGGCAACGCGAUUACAAAACCAAUACGAGCCGUUGUCUGAAGAGUACCGUGUUCCUUACCAAGGCCCUUUCACCAGCCUUUACUGAGGAGGGCGUUGACCUGGCCACUACAAAAUGGCCUACAUGGACUGAAGCAUCCUACACUGUGGCUCAUUCAAACAAACAGGCUGGUCCACAGAUGUUCCUCGUCGAGCCGAGCCACAACGAACUGCAUGCUAUGAUCGGGGCCGGCAUCUUUGCUUGGAUCGUCGCGCUCGUGUUUCACAGGAUUGGGACGUCAAUCUUCGUGAUCAAUGAGGGAGAGCCACAAGCUGAAGCCGGGGAACCUUUG